Messenger RNA from Trematosphaeria pertusa, 1516 nucleotides. RefSeq lists its product as uncharacterized. NCBI's taxonomy places the organism in Eukaryota, Fungi, Ascomycota, Dothideomycetes, Pleosporales, Trematosphaeriaceae. Gene Ontology annotation, molecular function: catalytic activity. The coding region runs from base 392 to 1411 and encodes 339 amino acids. The transcript has 3 exons. The record is from RefSeq and is a predicted model, not a curated record.
CACCUUCGAAGCGAGCGCAAUUAGAUUCGUCUAUUUGUACAUAUUCCCCGACUAUACACUUAGGCAAGUGUCUCGACAAGCAUGCAAGGACAGGCACGUGACCUGCUCCUUCACCCCCGUCAAUCCUUGCCAUUCGCCUGAAAAGAACCUCUUGACCCCUGAUAUGUCCUCAGGCGGGGAGUGAUGUCUCUUCUCUACAGCUUCAGUGGCAUAUCACUUCAACCCCACCUGGGCAUCCACCUGCCACGUCUGUCUGCAGCGACACCCGGCAUCGGCGCUCCAACGAAUCAGCGUCUCACCACCCCGUUUUUUCCAUGAUGACUCUAUACAAUUUUUCCGAGCAUAAAAGCUAACCUUCCGAGGUUCCCACGGCUGUAUAGAAUACUUUGAUAUGCCCUCCGAAACCGAAUUCCAUCUCUUCACCUCCCUCCGCUACGACCCCCUCCUUCUCACCUCGGAGGAGAACUCCCAAUCAUGGCUGAACUUCGUCUCACCAUCCCCCUUCUACAUGCUGGUGUACCACCGAGAUCGCAUGCUAGAAGCGGCGCAGCACUUCGAAUUCCGCGAAGUCGCCAAAAGACUCGAGGACGGCAAAGCGCUGCAUGAGUCAUUGUUGAAGGAGGUUAGGGCGUGGGUGGAGAAGGGCGGGCAAGAUGAGGCGCUGAAACUGCGAAUACUGUUCGAUCGCGACGCCAACAUGACGGUCGAAUUCGCGGUCCUGCCUCCCGUCCCACUAUCGACGCUCUACCCACCCUCCCUGAAUCCUCCCAAAGCAACCCCAACUCCCCAUCCAGCAAACACUUUCAAGCCAUCUCCCUUGACAGGCGGCGCUCUCAACCUCGGACCCACGGACUCUCUGCCCGCUCAGUCUCAGUCCACUCCACCACCAGCAGCAGAAUGGGUCGUAAAACUCGAUACCGAACCCACCCCCUCAACUCCAUUCACCCUCCUCAAGACCACACACAGAGAGUUCUAUGAGAAGAGCCGGCAGCGCGCCCUCCCAGUCAACCCCUCUAGCCCUAUGCUCACCGAAGUCCUUCUCUACAACGAAGUUAACGAACUAACCGAAGGCACUAUGACCUCUCUGUACUUCUUCCGAGGUGGGCGGUGGGUGACGCCACCCGUUGGCGUGCCAGCCGGAGAAUUCACUUCCUCCACCCUGAAAGACGGAGAUCGCAACGGGAAUGGAGACGAAGGCGAGCUACGGAAGCCGUUUGCCGGGCGUUGGGGGCAUAGUGUGAGGAGUGCGAAGGUGGGAGCGGGAGGGCAGCGCGGCACGAGUAGGAGAUGGGCACUGAAGAAGGGGUUUUGUAUGGAGGAGCCAGUUGGGAAGGAGACAGUGAGGGUUGGAGAGGGUGUGUGGGUUAGUAAUGGUGUGAGGGGAUUUGGAUUUGGGAGGGUCGUAGAGUAGGCGAGGAGGAAGUUGUGCACACGAGCACACUGGACGAGUGUUGAAGCAAUGGAUCAUUCUCGUUUAUGCGGUAGGUAUAUGCAGUGCAUACGCUAAGAACAAGAG